AUGCCCGGCCAGCAGCGCUCGCCGCCCCCCGUCGCCUGGGCGGGGGCCACUCCGGACGCGGCCUGGGGCCGCAUCCGCACGCCGUCCCCGGGGGCCCGCCCGUUGGCGCCGCACGCCCCGCCGGCGUGGUCGCAGGGCAUGGCCGAGAAGCUCCCGCAGAGGAUGGCGGCGGCGGCGCCGCCGCCGCCAGCGCCCGGGGCCCCCGCGGCGCGGCGCGAGCGGGCCCGCGCGCAGGGGCCCAAGACCGUCACGGCCAUGGCGAAGAAGAAGAGCGGCGCGGGGCCGGACUGCCUGAGCAUGCCGAGGGACUUCGCCGGGGUGCUCAGCGUCGGCUCAGUGGGCCACCCCUACACCUGCCAGGACGCCUGCAAGUAUGUGCGCAAGACCCGCGGGUGCAAGGACGGGGCGGACUGCAGUCACUGCCACGUGUGUGUCUGGAACCGCUACGAGGCGAGCCGGACGACGAGCAUGAAGCAACGAUCGGCCUUGCUUGCGUGUUGA
Molecule: messenger RNA, 501 nt
Organism: Prorocentrum cordatum
Lineage: Eukaryota; Dinophyceae; Prorocentrales; Prorocentraceae
Source: the annotation of a GenBank genome assembly